Molecule: messenger RNA, 1375 nt
Organism: Sinocyclocheilus anshuiensis
Lineage: Eukaryota; Metazoa; Chordata; Actinopteri; Cypriniformes; Cyprinidae
Product: glutaminyl-peptide cyclotransferase-like protein
Exons: 6
Coding region: 1-831 (276 amino acids)
Molecular function (GO): glutaminyl-peptide cyclotransferase activity; zinc ion binding
Source: RefSeq, a predicted model, not a curated record
AUGUCCAAGGCUCAUAUCUUGUCCCAGCUGGAUUCACUGUCAGCAGGAUGGACACUGGAAGAGAAUUCCUUCGUUUCAUCCACCCCGCAGGGUAAAGUGACCUUCACCAAUGUGCUAGCAGUUCUGGACCCCUCGGCUCCUCGCAGGCUGCUCCUAGCAUGCCACCAUGACUCCAAGAUCUUACCCGCAGACCCUAAAACCCCCAAGCGGGUGUUUGUGGGUGCCAGUGAUUCAGCCAUACCCUGUGCUAUGAUCUUGGAGCUGGCCACUGCUCUGGACACACAGCUUAAAGCUCUAAAACUGCAGAGGUCUGCUGUUACAUUGCAGUUGGUGUUUUUUGAUGGAGAGGAGGCAUUUGAGGAAUGGACAGAAACAGACUCUCUCUACGGUUCUCGUCAUCUGGCUGAACUUAUGACCCGUACUCCCCACCCUUCUGGAUCCACCAAAACCACUCUUCUCCAGGCAGUGGAUCUGUUAGUCCUGCUGGACCUGCUUGGUGGCCCAGAACCAUUGAUUGUCAAUCACUUUGAUAACACAGCCAGAUGGUUUGACCGACUGAUCACUGCAGAGAAGCGGCUCCACAAACAGGGUUUGUUGACAUCUCACCCAUCAGAACAGAGUUACUUCAGGAAAGAUUUUUAUCUUGGUCCCGUGCAGGAUGACCACAUUCCAUUUUUAAACAGAGGCGUACCUGUGCUUCACUUGAUCCCCACACCAUUUCCUGUGUUCUGGCACACACUGGAUGAUGCGGAGGAGAGGAUGCACAGGCCCACGGUGGAAAACCUAACUAGAAUCCUGGCCAUCUUCGUGGCCGAGUACCUGAGCCUCUAAACAUGCUAUGAUGAUCAUCCUACAGCAGACGAUCACAGCACAUGACCAUGUGUUCAGUGCAGUUGAAUGUGUGAUGUAGGAGCUGAUAAUAAUAAUAAUAGAGCCAUAGAUCAGAAUAACCAAAGAGACACACAGCAUAAUGAUGUUUAUUUGGAAUGUGAAUGGUACUUGCUGAAGAUAUUCAAAUAUUUUUCUGCUGAAAAGAGCCAUAUGUCAUAAUAGGACAAACGUUACGGCAGCUGUAGGAGCCCUAAUGUCAUCCUUAAAGAGACUGUUAAUUUUGUGGUAAAAGACUCGUUUCAUGUCAUUCAGUGGAACUCGGAGUGAAGUAUAUUUAAUUACAUUCAGCUAGUUCAUUAUCCAUAAUUUGCACAGUAUUUGCUGAUGAACUGUAUUUUAAAUGCAUCUUUCAUGUGACCUGAGAGAGAUAGAUCUUUUUUUUUUUUUUUUACGUUCCUCAGUCAUUGAGCCGUUACCAUUAUGAACCAAAAGACCAUGUCAAGGGUCUAAUGGAUAUUCAUAAUAAACUUAAGGAAACUCUGGA